This is a messenger RNA of Cladocopium goreaui, 2226 nucleotides long. The record is from the annotation of a GenBank genome assembly. NCBI's taxonomy places the organism in Eukaryota, Dinophyceae, Suessiales, Symbiodiniaceae.
AUGAGUGAUCAGCGGGUGGACAGGUUGGCUGAAAAGGUUGAUCAACUUUCCUCACAAGUGGCUGAUUUGGCGGGUGCAGUCCAAGCCCUUUCUUUGGCUGUUGCUACGCAGGUCCAAGGCCAAUCUGUGAUUUCAGGUCCACCCUGCACAUCCUACCAAGUUGUGUCCUCUGCUGCCUCUGCUGCGUCUGAACCAGUUCAGACCUCAGAGCGAUCCUUCUCUAGCAACGGCGAAUACAACAGCUUGGCCGCUGAGAUCCCUUCAGUGCCUGAUUUUUGCGUAUCUCUUUGUGGUUCCCUUCGAGGAGGUUCACUUUCCUUUAGAGAGAGAGCAGCCCGAGCUUGGGAGUCUGGCUGGUGGGCGAGGUUCACAUUGGCAGGAAGAAUUUCAAAGCCAAGGCCUUCGAAGGCUUGUGACGUGCGCAACACCAUCUACGUGGUCCUCAAGGCGGAAGGAUAUACCUGUCCUCUCUACGUGUCAAGCAAAAGUCUACGCCUUGGGUGCAGGAGUCACCUUGCCGAGCGCACCUUUGCAAUGGAGCUCUCCGGCGUGAAUGCAAUUCAAGAAGGGUUUCAAGAAGUCUAUCAGCUAGCGUGGCCAGUGGAAGCUGGGGGGGAGGAUGCCCACCUCAGCCUAUGCAUGGUGAUUAUGAAGAGAGAGGGCGGUGUUUUGCUGGCGGUUCCUUCAGGUUUCAUCCCUCCAGAGGCUUUGCAGCUUGCCUCAAGUCACGAUGGAGGAGCACUUUUGGGUCCCCAUACAGUUUUAUCUGUGCCAGGAGUUUUGUUGGAUGGAGAUGUAUCCCACACUACUGGAGAGGACCUAGAUGUUCAAGUGGUGGACGCAAGUUUGGCUAUUUUGGAUGGCCUCUCUCACUUGCCAGAUGGAGGGGUCGAGGAGGAUGCGGCAAUCAUUGCUUUUUCUACGGAGUUUCAAGUUGUGCCAGACCCAGCCACGCUCCUGAGGUUUGCAAAGGAGUGGCUCGCAGUUGCGGGGCCAGGCAGGUCAGUGUUUUACUCUGCGGUAGAGGAGUUCGAGCAGGCAGAUCCUCAAAAUGCGGCUGCGAAGGAGGGCAAGGCCAAGGCCCCAAAGGCAAAGGCAGCAGAAAAGGCAAAAAGGGCGUCAGCUCAACAGGUUGCGGAGCAGAUCCAGCACUUGUCCAAGAUGAUGCCCAUCAUCACGACCGCUUUGACUUCAAUUCAAGAGGAGCAGAAGCGGCUUCAACAGGUUGUGGAGGGCGCAGCAAUGUCUCCCCCCCCUCGGCCUACGCAAGUGCCGGUUUCUAUGAGCAUGCAGCAGUUUGCCAAGUUGAUGGGGCCGCCUCCGAAAGUGAGAGGGACUGCCCUGGCCUCUCCGCCUCCCAAGAAGGCACAGAUGCCAGCUGCAUCGAUGAACUUAGAUGUGGCGGGACAGGAAGAAGGUCAGCAGGUGGAGGAGGAAGAGGCUCUGGGGAGAGGAGACAGCCUUGCCUUGGCAGUUUUGGAGCAGAGCAGGGCUCUCACCAGCCUUGUGACACAUAUCCAAGCAGGAGGAGACCCACUGUUGGACCAUCACCUGACAGGAGUCUCUUCCACGACAAAGGGGGCCCAAGGCAGGGAGAAGCUUCAGCAGGAGCUAGCAGCGCGCAGCGGAGGUUUUUGUCUCGCUGUUGCCCAGAAUGCGUUCAAGCGGCUGAGACCGGCAUCCAAAGUUCCCAGCACCCUGGAAGAGAUCUCCGCAACAGACUUUUCAAUGCUGACCUACCUGGAGCGUUUUGGAGGUUACGGAAAUUCCAGAGAUCUGGGAUUGAUGCAGUAUGCCCUCAGCUUUGUUUUGGACUGUGCCAUCAGAGGAGAUCUAGACGGGGUCCGAGAGCAUGCGGCUCUGAUGGCAGUGGGCCUGGAGCAGGCGGCACAGGAUCAGGGACGGUGGGACUUAGGCUUCCAACUCAUGUUGCUGGAGGACCCACCGACGCAGAUGUGGUCAUACAGGGGGGGGGCUUCCCAACUCGGCAGGGUGAGGGCCUUCUCACCCUUGUGCCCUCAGAAGUGGGCGACCAUUGCCCUUGCCUAUGCGAAAGAAAUCGAUUUUAUACAGGCAAGGAGAGUGGACCUUCAAAAGAGGCCUCCCGCUCAGCCACCUGCAGCUGUUCCAGCCUCUCCCAAAAAGAAAUGGGGGGGGGGAAAGUCCAAAGCAAAAGGCACAGGAGGAGGAUCAACGCCGCAGUCAGCAGAGGCAGAGCAGGCUUGA